Phytophthora sojae is the source of this 576-nucleotide messenger RNA. RefSeq lists its product as hypothetical. The transcript is spliced from 3 exons. The coding region runs from base 1 to 576 and encodes 191 amino acids. The record is from RefSeq and is a predicted model, not a curated record. Lineage: Eukaryota; Oomycota; Peronosporomycetes; Peronosporales; Peronosporaceae. Gene Ontology annotation, biological process: cobalamin metabolic process.
AUGGGCGAGGUCGAGGUGCCGACCCGCGCCGUGCGUGGCUGGCUGGAGCCGCUGCUGCGCCCCAUGGAGCUGCGCGAGGGCUUCCAGGUGUCGGUGCACGCGUGUCCGCGGCUGAUGCUGCGCGAGCUCAAGCACGUGUUCCCGGCGCAGUUCCAGCGCAAGGGCAGCGACGCGGCGGUGCUGGCCGUGCUCACGUGCCAGAAGUCGCUCAUGGACCUGAGCCAGUACGGCGUGGACGCCGACAAGGAGAAGGACCGGCUGCUUGAGACCUUCGUGGCCUUCGCGCAGCAGGUGGCCAACGCGCUCAUCGCCAAGAAGUACUGGGCCGACUUCAUCGACCCCUGCUCCGGACUGCCGAUGCUGACGCUGUCGAGCAACAAGGUGUACAGCGAGGUGGACGGCGUGGAGCUGCUGCUGCGCUACCGCUGUCUGAGCGCCGGCAUGUGCAAAAUCCUGGUGCACCCCGUGUGGGGCGCGGCGGUGUACCCGGCCUCGCUUUUCACGACGGCGCCGUAUGAGGUGGUCAAGGAGGUGCUGCAAUCGCUGCCGGACGAAGCCUGGAACGCCGGAUCUUGA